UUUGAUUUGGCGUUAGUCAAGCUCUAGAUCUAGAAGUACCCAACUGAAAAUAUGCUGAAAACUAUAUUAAAAAAUAUGUGUUCAAAAAGUACACAAUUAGUUUGGUUCAGUUCCCAAAAUGUAAACAAAAAUAUCAACGAAAAUUCUGCAUUUAAAACCGAAUGUAAACCAGUUGACUUGUCCUUUGAAACCAACAAAAUGUUCGCCGCACUUCCUUCUAUUUGCGAGGAAAUUGUUGAUGAACAACUCAUUUAUCACCAAGCAUAUCCAGAAAUUCGAGAAAGAUAUUCCAAUCUUUUACAGUAUACUGUCAACAUAGAUCAACCAAGGUAUAGUGGUAAGGGAAUAUUUUUUCUGCAUGCCUACAGAAUGUUGGAGAAGCCUUCAAUUCUUACAGAUGAUAAUCUCAAAAAAGCUUGCGUGCUUGGGUGGUGCCAGAGAAUGAUGGACGUUAGUAUCAUUAUCAACGACGACAUUUUGGAUGUCUCAGACUGGAGGUACAAUAAACCAGCGUGGCAUUCCCUUGAAAAUAUUGGACGGAACAAGGCAAUCUUAGACGCAACUUUUGUGGAAUCAUCCGUAUGGUACCUUUUAAUAAAUCAUCUCAAAUCUCAUAAGUUCUUUGCUGAUAUUCUGAAACAAGUUCUGAUGUCGUAUACUAUAACCAAUUUAACUCAGUGUUUAGAACUAACAAAAUAUGACGUUAAAGAAUUGGAAAAGUAUGCCUAUUCUGCAAGAGGAUAUGGUUUCACCUCACCGAUAUUAAGAACUGCUUUAUAUUUGGCUAAUAUUGACGAUAAGGAUGCACACGACUUUUCACAAAAAAUAUCUAAUGAAUUGUCAUAUUUCAUGAGAUGCGAGGAUGAUUUCAAUGGAGUGUUUAACCCUAUGUCAGACAUACAGAAGUCAUGUACUGAUAUUUCAGAAGGAAAAAUUUCGUGGUUAGCAAUUCAAGCAUAUCAGAGAAGUAGCCCGGCUCAAAAGACCAUACUUGAACAACAUUAUGGUAAAGCAAAUAAAGAAUCAGUAAGCAACUGCUAUGAGUUAUUCCAAGAACUCAAACUGAAUGAAGUUUUUACAAAAUAUAGGGAAGAUUUCUACAAUCAUAUUUAUUUAAGUGUUCAGAAAAGUAUGCCAAAAAAGUUACCCAAGGAAUUGUAUUUGAAUUUUUUAAAUUUUUGUAUGACUGGUGCUCUGAGAGUUUAAUAUAAAUCAAGAUUAUAUUAAAAUUUUACAUUUUAACACGUUCGGUGCCCAUCUUGAACAAGGUUCACUUGGCUGGUACCACGUACUUAAAUCGUUCAUUUAGUAACACAGUACUACUGAGGCAACUCGUGCGUCGUAAGUACCCUCGAUAAAACCGUUGUGACGCUACUAAUGCGUCAUGAGCACCAAACCUGUUAAAAUAAAGCAAAUGUGGCUGUCUCGACAUUUCACAAUUUCGUGUAAAAUGUAGGACCAUACGUGCUAAAAUAUACAUAUGUUUUUCUAUGGAUGCUAUAAAAUGUGCAACUUCUCUCACUACUUACAUACAUGCAAAACGAAAUAUUUCUCACGUAGUGAGAAAAGUCGGCCAUUGCAGUGAGAAAUAAUUUUUCUCACCGGUUUUCCGCCGAUUUCCAUACAUAUGAUCGCGGUUUCCAUGGUAACAAGCACAAUAUAAACACAAUUAUUUUUGUCAAACAAAAUGUGUUGAAGAAAAACUUACCAGGAAUUACCUUUCAAAACUAUUCAAAUAUGACUGUUAAUAAUUUUAAAUACAUGAAGUAUAAAUAUUAAGAAUAUUAAAUACCUACAUAUGUG
Diabrotica virgifera virgifera (western corn rootworm) is the source of this 1803-nucleotide messenger RNA. RefSeq names its product farnesyl pyrophosphate synthase-like. Gene Ontology annotation, cellular component: cytoplasm. The transcript has 4 exons. Gene Ontology annotation, biological process: trans, trans-farnesyl diphosphate biosynthetic process. Gene Ontology annotation, molecular function: dimethylallyltranstransferase activity; (2E,6E)-farnesyl diphosphate synthase activity. The coding region runs from base 52 to 1206 and encodes 384 amino acids. The record is from RefSeq and is a predicted model, not a curated record. Lineage: Eukaryota; Metazoa; Arthropoda; Insecta; Coleoptera; Chrysomelidae.